AUGAAGCUCCUGCUCCUGGUCUUUGCAUCCUUUGGAUUCCUGGUGAUUCCAGCCAGCGGGGGCGGGGCAAGGUGCACGCACAAGUUCCCGGGACGCUGCAAGAUGUCCUGCGACUCCCUGGAAAGAUCCAUAUUCAUGUGCGACAGGUACAAACUGUGCUGUGUCAAAGACCCCUUAAGGACCAUCGCACCACCUCCUGUCCACAAAGCUCAGAACCGCUGCAGAAAAACUACAAAAAGACAAAAUGAGGAGCAUCAAAUGGGUAUACCACCAAAACCACUGUCAUUUCCAAGUAUUCAACAUAACUACCGUACCCCUAUAAAAGGUUGA
Molecule: messenger RNA, 330 nt
Organism: Leptonychotes weddellii (Weddell seal)
Lineage: Eukaryota; Metazoa; Chordata; Mammalia; Carnivora; Phocidae
Source: RefSeq, a predicted model, not a curated record